Molecule: messenger RNA, 2093 nt
Organism: Camellia sinensis
Lineage: Eukaryota; Viridiplantae; Streptophyta; Magnoliopsida; Ericales; Theaceae
Source: RefSeq, a predicted model, not a curated record
AUGAGCCACCACCUGAUCAUACUUGAAAGUCACCGCUGCCAUGAAUUUCUUGAUUUCUACUAGAGUGUUCUUGAUUUCCUCCGCUUCUUUUGCUGAAUUAACUUCUUGUUCUUUCAAAAUUCGAAGGGAAUCUUCGAGUUUCUUGAGAUCUUGACUCCUAGUCCCAUCUGCCAUUGCAAAUUGACCGCUUCACAAGCCGAGAAAGGUUGAGGUAAACUAUAUAUAUCUUUCUUGUGAAGAACAAGGCCUUGUAAUGGAUGAUGCUCAAGUGAGAAAGAAGGCCUUGUAUCGUGCUAAAUUGAAUGCCAAUAAGCUGGAGAAGUGCAUAGAAUCUCCUCUUGUGAGGUACAAUAAAUUUGAUCAACAUGUCAGUAGGGUUUGUGAUGUCGUUUUUAGAUCUGAGUCGCUUUGGUCUGCACACCAAGCUUCUCAUAAACAUCAUGAGGUUAUUAAUAAUGACAAAGCUAAUGCUGCUGGACUAACACUAGUUAACAGUGUAAAAGCUGAUUCCCCUGUAGAGUUGCCCAAACCUAAACCCGAACCUCAAAAGUUGCGUGGUUCUAACCCUGAAGCCUCUACAGAAUUGCCCAAAGUAGGUUCAUCUGUGGUUCCACCAGGUUUUUUUGACAAUAACGAGCCAAAGAGGCAAAAAACUGGUAUGAAUGUGGCCAAAUUGGGGAAUCCUAAUUCAUACAAUAAGCCAGGUGGUUCUGCUCAAACUCAAGUGGCAGAACCAUUCAACUCAGAGAGUAAGAUAGAUACACUUUCCGGUGCCAAGGUUGUAGAGGGAAAAACGAAUGAAAUUCUGCCUGACAGGGAGUGUACACAGAUAUCAAAAAUUAUUGUUGGUUCAGAAACCAAGCAAGCGAAGGGAGCUCUCCCUGAAGGAUUCUUCGAUGACGAAGAUGCUAAUCUACGUGCACAUGCACCUGUAAAGCUAGAUGUCAAGAUGGAUUUGCAAACACAAGGAGACGUGUACACCAAUCUGUUACAAGGGGGAUCCAACCUUUCAGAUGAAUUUAUGAUGGAAUCUUCUACUCAUUUCAACGAACAUGCUCAAGUGGCUGCCCAAGAAUCUCAAUUCUCACCCCAAAUCGAACCUACUGCUAAGAAAUCACAACGUGGUAGCAACUUCACUAUGGAAGAAGACAAUCUCCUUAUAUUGGCGUGGCUCAAUACAAGCCUCGAUGCAAUGCUUGGAAAUGAGCUAAAGCACAAGACAUAUUGGAGUAGAAUUUGGGAGUAUUUCCACAAGUACAGGACCUUUAAUUCUAACCGUAAUCAAAAUUCUCUAAUGAAUCGGUGGUCAACGAUUCAACUUGGUACCUAUAAGUUUUGUGGGUACUUUGCCCAGAUUGAAUCAACUCAUCAAAGUGGAGUGACUGAGCUAGAAAAGAUUUAUAAGGCGAGACUUAUGUACCAGGAAUUCCAAAAAACCUCAUUUCAAUUUGAACAUUGUUGGAAUGUGUUGAGGUGCGAACCAAAAUGGUUAGAGGAAUGUGAGAAGAAAAAACCGAAAAGAAGUAAAGCUUCAACAUCUUCCCCUUCUACUCCAGAGUCGAUACAUCUAGGGGAAGAUGAUAUCUCACAUGAUACCUUUGUAGAAUUGGAGAGACCACUAGGCACGAAGGCUGAAAAGGAACAACUGAAUAAACAACAGAUCAAAAACUGUGCAAGUUCAAAUUUUGUGGGGUUACUGAAUAAGAUAAUGGAAGAGAAAAAAAAAGUAAAUGAGAAGGAAAUGGAAAUCCUUGAGCAAGCAUGUCUUCAAGAGCAAGAGCAAAAUCAUAUUAAGCACGAGAUCGAGCAAAAGCGACUUUGUAUUGAGCAAGAAAAGCUUCAAAUGGAACGAUUGAAAGAGGAGGAGAGAAUUAUAAUGAUGGAUACAAGUGGCUUGUCUCCAAUGCAGAAAGAAUAUUAUCAUUACCGCCAAAUGGAAAUCCUUGAAAGUCGAAGGAGGAAAUAGUAAUUAUUGUUGGAAUGUAUUUCUUUAAGCAAUCUUAUCAUGUUUAUAUUGAACAAUGUUGUUUAGCAUUAGUUUCUUGUAAACCAUUAGUUUUGUUAAUCCCAAGAUUUCAUGAUUUUGAUGGUAA